CCUCCACCGCCUAAUUGAAUUUUGCUCCGCCGUUAUCCGCCAUGGCCACCGCCCCGCCUCCUCUCAAAAAUGAGCUGGACAUCGUCAUUCCGACGAUCCGAAACCUCGAUUUCCUGGAGAUGUGGAGACCGUUCUUCGAGCCCUACCACCUGAUCAUAGUCCAGGACGGCGAUCCGUCGAAGACAAUCAAGGUUCCCGACGGCUUCGACUACGAGCUCUACAAUCGGAACGACAUUAAUCGCAUCCUCGGUCCGAGAUCUUCCUGCAUCUCCUUCAAGGACUCCGCGUGCCGGUGCUUCGGGUACAUGGUUUCGAAGAAGAAGUACAUCUACACCAUCGACGAUGAUUGCUUCGUCGCAGACGAUCCUUCGGGGAGGAAAAUCAAUGCCCUAGACCAGCACAUUAAGAACCUCCUCUGUCCAUCGACGCCUUAUUUCUUCAACACGCUGUACGAUCCGUACCGCGAGGGCACCGAUUUCGUGCGCGGUUACCCAUUCAGCCUCCGCGAAGGCGUUCCGACUGCAGUCUCCCAUGGCUUGUGGUUGAACAUUCCUGAUUACGAUGCCCCAACACAGCUUGUCAAGCCUGUUGAAAGAAACACCAAGUAUGUGGAUGCAGUUAUGACUAUACCAAAGGGAACACUCUUUCCCAUGUGUGGAAUGAAUUUGGCAUUCGACAGAGACCUCAUCGGGCCGGCAAUGUACUUCGGCCUGAUGGGAGACGGGCAGCCAAUUGGUCGGUACGACGACAUGUGGGCAGGAUGGUGUGUUAAGGUGAUUUGUGAUCAUUUGGGAUUGGGAGUGAAAACAGGGCUGCCAUACAUAUGGCACAGCAAGGCAAGCAAUCCAUUUGUGAAUCUGAAGAAGGAAUACAAAGGGAUCUUCUGGCAAGAAGAGGCGAUCCCAUUUUUCCAGAAUGCGACGCUCUCCAAGGAGUCGACCACCGUGCAGAAAUGCUACGUCGAGCUGGCGAAACAGGUGGAGGAGAAGCUUGGGAAGGUGGAUCCCUACUUUGUGAAGCUUGCGGAUGCGAUGGUGACAUGGAUUGAAGCUUGGGAUCAGAUCAACAGCCCCAAAAGUGAUGCCAAGAAAUGAUGAAUAACAGGUUUUGAAGAGUUGGGUAUGACUUCUUCUUGGUUUAGUUUUCUGAUAUUUUUUUGUUGGAGGGAAUUAUUUGGUUACAAGUUGUGAUCUUGCUUACUGUUUGUUUUAUUAAUCAUUAGGUUGAAUAUUUAUUCUAGUGUAUGAUUUUGUAAUGUGCACUUUCCA
Andrographis paniculata is the source of this 1268-nucleotide messenger RNA. Its product is annotated as probable UDP-arabinopyranose mutase 1. The transcript has 4 exons. Gene Ontology annotation, cellular component: Golgi apparatus; cytosol. The record is from RefSeq and is a predicted model, not a curated record. NCBI's taxonomy places the organism in Eukaryota, Viridiplantae, Streptophyta, Magnoliopsida, Lamiales, Acanthaceae. Gene Ontology annotation, biological process: UDP-L-arabinose metabolic process; plant-type cell wall biogenesis. Bases 42 to 1094 code for a protein of 350 amino acids. Gene Ontology annotation, molecular function: UDP-arabinopyranose mutase activity.